AUGUCAGCCGACAAUGCUCCUUCGUUUGAUGGCGUGCUGGAAUCCCUGGCUCCAGUCACCUCCGCAGAUGCCGUCGACUCCGGUCACAAUCAGAACCAGAGUGCUCCUACUGCCAAUGGUAAUAGCUUCAAAGAUACAAUGGUUAACAACACCGCUGCUGCCAUGAAUACCAUCUCGAAUCACCCCCUCACACAGAACGCAAAAGAGACUCUGACCCAAGGACCUGUUGCUGAAUCUGUCAAAAAAGAGAGUGCUAAAACCGGCAAUGACCUUUCCGGUCUUGCCAAUUCCCGUGUUCAACCAGACAGCACUGCAGCAAAUGGACAGCCCUUGACACAUUACCAUUCGUUCUUCUACACACUUCUGAGCUGGGCACAUCCAAGAGCCACGGCUAUCUCCUUUGCUACCUCUGUCAUCUUCAUCUUCGCCUCCCGAUAUCUUCCGCUGAUUCGAUGGGUCUUCAAGAUUGCCUACAUUGCAUUCGGUGUCACCGCUCUUGCCGAGAUUCUAGGCAAGUUCGUGAUGGGAACAGGUGUUACGACUUCUCUCCGUCCCCGCAAAUACUACAGAGUUCCAAAGGAGACCCUCGAGACAUUCUUGGACGAUGUUGAACAACUCAUCAACUUCUUUGUUAUCGAGUUCCAGCGGAUUUUAUUCGCCGAGAAUCCUGCAGCCACUGUUGCCGCAUUCCUGUCCGCAUUCAUCUCCUACUACCUGAUCAAGAUCGUUCCGCUAUGGGGACUUACGCUACUGAGCACCUGCGUCAUCUAUCUUGCCCCUUUGAUCUACAUCAAGAACAAGGACGCCAUUGACAGCCAAUUGGAACAUGCCUCUGAAGUCAUCUCUUCCCAGACCACACAGAUCAAGGACAUCGCGGGUGAACAAACCAGUAAGGGUCUGGAGAGCGUCAAGCACUAUACCGGUGAAUAUGCUGCCAAAGCUCAAGACCUUGUGGGUAGCGCUCGACAGAAGGUGCCAGCUACUAUUGGCGGUCGUCAACCAAAGCCAGCUGUUCAGGAGAGCGAGUUUCCAGCAGCACCAAAGUCCGAGCCUACACAGGAAAUGCCACAGGACCAGCCACAGGACCAGUUGGCCGACGGACCACUACCUGCCCAAUAG
Messenger RNA from Endocarpon pusillum Z07020, 1119 nucleotides. RefSeq lists its product as uncharacterized. The transcript has 7 exons. The coding region runs from base 1 to 1119 and encodes 372 amino acids. NCBI's taxonomy places the organism in Eukaryota, Fungi, Ascomycota, Eurotiomycetes, Verrucariales, Verrucariaceae. The record is from RefSeq and is a predicted model, not a curated record.